Messenger RNA from Meira miltonrushii, 2334 nucleotides. Its product is annotated as P-loop containing nucleoside triphosphate hydrolase protein. The record is from RefSeq and is a predicted model, not a curated record. The coding region runs from base 97 to 2271 and encodes 724 amino acids. The transcript has 2 exons. Gene Ontology annotation, biological process: translational elongation. NCBI's taxonomy places the organism in Eukaryota, Fungi, Basidiomycota, Exobasidiomycetes, Exobasidiales, Brachybasidiaceae. Gene Ontology annotation, molecular function: GTPase activity; GTP binding; translation elongation factor activity.
GUUAUACUGUGUCCACCCGCUCGCAGGUUUCAGCGCUCUAAAUAGAUAUCCGAAAAAUAGGAUCAGUGAGCUGCCCAGAUAGGAACAGGUACAAGGAUGAGUCACACAACAAUCAAUACUGACCAAGGACGGUCAACCAAACCAGCAUCUGCAGGACAUACAAAGAAGUCCGAGUCACAAGGUUCUUUAGACGCACUAACGUCUGCAUUCUCGAAUAGCCAUAUCGCAUCAGAGCUAUCAAUCGAACCAGAAGCUUUCAAGAAGCUUGCUUUACAAGACCCAACUUCAGAUGCAACGGCUGAGGUGGGGAAACAAAACGGCAAUCAGCAUACCGAUGAGGUGGCAAAGAAGGCACCCGAGCAGAAUGACACGCUUAGUCAGACAGCAAAAAGUCUAGGAAGCAUUCUACAUGAUUGGACUUGGUCACAGGGAGGCGAAGUAAUCUUGUCUUUGGGUCGAAGAACGCAGAUAAACGAUGAAUCGGCUUCAUCUGCCACGCCGGCAAAAUCGCUUGCUGAUGCGAUUCCAAAUUCUAUGACCAUGGGCGACAAGCUAGAGGAUGUGAAGCACAUCAACAUGUCCCUUACUUCCAAAGAAUUGUCUACCAUAAUACGGCAUGUCAAAUUGGCCGCUUCUCAGGUUGAUUGUCAGGCAACAACGCUGUUUGAGCAUCUCGACGAGAAGGAGAGGGAGCCUUUUGCUUUCAUUAUGGUCAGAAGGAUACCUAGCAGUGCACAAGAGUUGUUGGAGCUACGAGUGGCAGUGGUUGGAAAUGUCGAUGCUGGUAAAUCAUCAACGUUGGGUGUGCUGACGAGAGGAGGCUUGGACGAUGGAAGAGGAAAAGCUCGUGUGAAUCUAUUCAGGCACAAGCAUGAGAUCGAGUCAGGAAGAACGUCAAGUGUCGGUAUGGAGAUUCUAGGAUUCGAUGUAGGAGGUGGAGUCGUGAUGAACAUUGAUGCCAAAAAUACCUCGGAGCCAGGCAGGAAGAUGAGCUGGGAGGAGAUCUGCGAGAAAAGUGCAAAGGUGGUAUCAUUUAUUGACUUGGCAGGACAUGAGCGUUAUCUAAAGACGACUGUCGGUGGUCUGACCGGGUGCUUGCCUGACUUUGUCAUGCUUAUGGUUGGUGCCAAUGCAGGUCUGAUAGGAAUGUCGAAGGAGCACUUGGGUGUAGCAUUGGCUUUGGCUGUGCCUGUUCUGGUCUGCAUCACAAAGAUUGAUAUGACACCACCACACAUCCUGGAAGCUACUAUCAAACAAUUGACAAAGAUUCUUCGCUCGCCAGGGUGUAGAAAGACGCCAAUCUUUAUCGAAUCUCCAGAACAAACGGUCGAUGCAGCUUUGCGACUGGGUCAUGAACGAAUCUGCCCCAUUUUCCAGAUCUCCAACGUCACAGGUCACAACUUGAACCUGCUCCGUUCGUUCCUCAACAUUUUGCCGCAAGCCAACGCUGCCAAAUUCUCGCCAAAUGCUCCCUUCAAAUUCCAGCUGCAGGAUGUUUUCUCUGUGCCAUUCGUAGGCUGUGUGGUCAGUGGGGUAGUACUGUCUGGUAUGGUCAAGGUUGGAGACAAUCUAAUCAUUGGUCCUGAUACGUUGGGUCAAUUUACCAGCACAAGUGUUCGUUCAAUUCAACGGAAGCGAGUGAAUGUUGAAAUGGCAACGGCAGGUCAAAGUGCAAGUUUUGCAUUGAAAAAGAUUCGAAGAAAUCAAGUUCGAAAAGGAAUGGUGAUGAUGUCAAAAGCGGUUGAAGGUCAACCGCCUCCAAGGGCUGUGAUGACAUGUGAUGCUGAGAUCUUGUGUUUGUAUCAUUCAACAACGUUGAGUGUGGGAAGUUGCAUGGUCUUGCAUGCGGCAAGUAUUCGACAGACUGUUCGUAUCACUCAGAUUGCCAAAUUGGACGCACAGGGAAAUAUCGUCAGCAGUACAUGGCCAAAUCAGGCAAAUAAGGCAGGUCAAAAUACGAGCGACGGUUCAACGGAAGCGGGAAAUGCAUCUGAGUCAGUAUCGAAGAAUGGAAAGCAGACAGGAAUGAAUGAACCCACUUCCUCUUCGCCGGACAAGCCAGUCGUACGUACGGGAGAUCGUGCUUUGCUACGGUUGCAAUUCAUUCGAACGGCAGAAUAUCUGGAGCCUGGUCUCAAACUCAUCACACGAGAGGGCAAGACGAAACUCAUUGGUGUUGUACGUGCAGCUGGACAGACAGGUCCGCUCAGCGCAGAUAUUAUCCCAAAGAAUCGGCCCGCAGGUUCGAAUGAGUCAGAGGCUAAUGCUUAAAGAGGGAAUAUGCUGAGUCAAUGGGAGGUUCUUCUAUUAUUUGCUCUACUCAUGUACAGUUAC